Myxozyma melibiosi is the source of this 3653-nucleotide messenger RNA. RefSeq names its product armadillo-type protein. Gene Ontology annotation, cellular component: cytoplasm. Gene Ontology annotation, biological process: chromatin remodeling. The transcript has 2 exons. NCBI's taxonomy places the organism in Eukaryota, Fungi, Ascomycota, Lipomycetes, Lipomycetales, Lipomycetaceae. The record is from RefSeq and is a predicted model, not a curated record. Bases 310 to 3447 code for a protein of 1045 amino acids.
CUUCUGCUUCCAGCACCUGCCGGAACCGGACACCCAAAAUAGCCAGCUCAUAGGGUUAGGUCCUAUUAAAACCUUAACAGGGAACCUUAACCGGCAGCCAUUUUAUUUACGUUUUGGUGAUUGCACGCGUGAGCCUUGUCGUCCGUCUCCUAUUUCGUCCUCAUCCCUUCGUUCCCCGGGUUCUCCAGUCCGCUCGCGUUCAUUGUCGCCGUCGGUGCUUGUAUUUUCUGCUUGUUGCUGCUCAGGUGGCUGUCUGGAUCCUGCUCGAAUCAUCCCGUGGGGCAUGAAUCCCCAAAUCAACCCUUCAUCAUGGUCACCAACUUAGGAACAAAAGCUGGCCGUGAUCAGUCCCAAUCAGACGCUUUCCUAAGGGCAAAAAACGUCUGCGUGCCGCUAUCACAGCUCGCCUUGUCCCUCAACCGCGACACCACCGCCGUCAACAAAUUCAAAAUCGUAAACGGCCUCGAAGACCUUCUCCACACCAUCAGCCGGAUCCCUCCCGAACACUUCAACCCCGAACUAUGCGACUACAUCUUCUUCCCCCUCUCGCACUUACUCCGGCUGCGCGACAAGCUCGAUGAUCGCUCCACCGAGCUGCUCUUGCAGUGCAUCGAGCUCUUGAUCCGCAACAGCUGGGGCAAGAAUCUGCAGGUCGAGAUGCUCAAGCAACUUCUCAUUCUUCUCUUACUUCUUCUCGAUCCUCCACAAAAGAAAACCAAAGAAACAACGAGAUACAUCUCCGACGAGACCAAGCGGGCGGGAUGCAAAGCCCUUAAUGAGUUAUUUAUCUCCUCUUCCGCCUCACGGACUCUCAGAGCUUUCUACAAAGAAGGAACUGAGAUCCCUACUCUAGGCCACGCCGUUGCGGUCCUCCUCAAGAUUGCUUUUGAUGCCACGGAUAUCGACUGCAGCUGUGCUGCAAUCGACGCUCUGCGGACACUUCUCGUCGCCGUGAUCGAGGACGGAGAUAUGCUGGCCGGUUUCCUGCCGGGCUGCGUGUCAACCCUCUCAAACAUGCUCGUUCCCUCCGUCAGGAAAACACACUACAAAGUUACCAUCAAAGCCAUCGAGCUGCUCGGCCUUCUUCUUGCGCUGUGUCUGGCCGAUGUCGACUUUCCCUUUGAAAGCUCGUCCUCCUCCAGCAGCUCGAGAUCGCGCGGCUCCACAGAGCCGAGUUCCGUUCCCAUGGCGCACGACGAUAGUUUUGACAACUCUGACAGCUUGGGCUCGAUUUCGUCUGGCUCAAUGGAUCGGAGACGAAACUCCUCGAACGUGCGAACAGCGAGCUGGCUCAAGGGUACAAAGAGUCAAGUCAAAUUAGCACUUGAACCAGUCAUCGCUCUGCGAUCUCACCGCCGCCCAGAAGUUCGAUCGGAACUGAAAGCGUUCUGCGUACGGCUUCUGCGAACGUGUUUCGACAGCCUUGACAACUCCCGCGCGAUCCUGCUGGUCGCCAUGGUGCAGCUUUGCUGCGACGCAGACGAAAACAUUAGUUCAGACAGCUGGGACUUUCUCCAGGUCUUUGGUCGCGAGAAUUCAGAGGCGCAGGAUAUAGUCAAGAUGGCGGUCUACGACUGGAUCAUGUCGAUGCAGCGCACUCUUGCUCUGCAAGACGACGACGCAAAAACGGUUGUGCUGCAGCAGUUGAAGAUUGGGCUCGAGCUUCUUCUGGAGUGGGAAACUGAGAUGAGCGUGAUUGAAGAGUCUAUCGUUCCUGCAUUUUUCGCAUCGGUUUCCUUGACUGUCCCUUCUGCUUUGAAGAUCUCGGCAUCGGACUUGGUGUCUCCGACCGCGGAACUAGGGAUGCUGCAGACGCAGGUAGCGAAGAAUGGUCUUUUGCCGCAGAUUAAUGGGAAAAUCGACUUUCCACCGCUAGAUAUAGAGAAGAGCGUUGGCCAGAGGGCUGCCAGAGAGCUGGAAAGAGUAUUGGAGGCCAUCGGUGCCUCGCUGAUGUUCCGCAGCAUAGCAGAUGAGUGCGUUCAACUUGCAAUGGAUUCUGAGAACGACAUCAAGGCCCAGCAGGUCGCGUACUGGAUGUAUAUACACAUCGUGCAAGGCUCGAGAAAGUCAACCGAGUUGUUUGAAGAUUACGAGACCGCGCUGUUCAUCGCCCAGGCUUCGGAGCAACUUAACGAAACCUCGUUGCUACUUUUAGAAAAGAAGUUGGACGAUGAACAGCUCACCGAGGACGAAAGCACUCUAGUGAGACUUUCGUUGGAGGGAAUUGCUCUUUCGGCCGAUAUAAUUAAGGAGGAGUUCAAAGUCGUGCUCAUGGAUGUCCUGUUCCCGGUCUUGAACAUGGUAGCCUCCAAGGACUUGACUGUUCGUCAACACGCUUAUAUUGCGCUCUGCAACAUCGCCAUAUCAUGCGGCUACGAAUCUGUCAGUGAGCUCUUGGUCAAGAACAUUGACUACGCACUGGAUUCGGUCUCGCUCAAAAUCAACACUCUCGACAUUUCCCCACGAACACCAAAGAUCCUCUCUGUGCUCAUCAAGCUUGGAGGCCCGGACGCGAUCCAAUACCUCGACGACAUUCUAGCCUCGAUCUUUUUACUUCUUGAUAAUUUCCAUGGAUAUUCACAGCUCGUCGAAGGGUUUUUCGAAGUCCUGAAAGCUGUCAUCGAAGAAACAUCCGUUGCGUUCUUGGCAUCUAAUCUUAGCUUGGAGGAUAAACCGCGCGCCAAACGCGAUGGCGUGUGGGAUCUGAAGGGAUUGAUUGAGGAUCUGCAGAGGAAACCUGAUUUUGAGCUGCAUGAACCCGAGAACGUGAAGGAGCCCGAGAACGGCACUGAGGAGGAUCAAGAAAAAGAACUCACUGAAGAAGAAGAGAUUAUGAAGCAGCUCGAUCAGCGCGACGAGCAUCCUUCUGAUCCUCCCGAGACCUGGGAUUCCCCGCUACCGAAAGCAUGGUACAUGAUAGUCAAACGGAUCGCGCUUCUUUCUCGCUACUAUCUCUCGCAUUCGUCGUUCUCACUCCGAUACCAGCUCUUGGAUCUUCUCCACACCGCUAUCCCCGUUCUCGCCACGAACGAGAAAGAUUUUUUACCAUUCAUAAACGACGUGUGGCCGGCGUUGGUCCCAAGACUCAAGGACCCAGAGCUUAAUGUGACGAUCGCCGCUAUAGAAGUCAUGGGCGAUCUGAGCCGCUACUCUGGCGACUUUAUGAGCUCUCGGUUCGAGGCUCUCUGGAAAUCUCAUCUCAAAACCAUGUUUCCCAAAGAACUGCCUCGAUCGCGGGAAGGCAAGUUUUCGCGUUCAGCGCAGCUUUAUAGAGCUCUGACAGGCUAUCUGACCACGGUACUCCGCAAUACGCGCUUGAAAGAGCUCGUGUACAACGAUAUCCUGGAUGCCGCGGCGCCAAUCUUGGAUAACUGCAAUGAACUGCGAGAAGCACUGGAGGAGAUAUCGGGAGACGCGGUAUGGGUGUAUCUCAACGUUGGUUGUUGAGCUUUCUGUUUUCUUUCUUUUGCUUUUUCAUCUUGAUAUCGUUUCAUUGCUUUUGAAUGGCGCAGGCCUUGGAGUUUUUGCGUUUCGUGUUUUUUUACUUAUACCGUAAUUUUUAUAAUUAUUUUCCUGCGAUGGCUUCUGCAUGUGCUAGAUCUCCACUAUCAGUAAGGCGCUUCAACUCUUGAUAAUAAGGAUAAUACUAUUUA